Molecule: messenger RNA, 2445 nt
Organism: Suillus subalutaceus
Lineage: Eukaryota; Fungi; Basidiomycota; Agaricomycetes; Boletales; Suillaceae
Product: sulfate transporter family-domain-containing protein
Exons: 20
Coding region: 1-2445 (814 amino acids)
Cellular component (GO): membrane
Source: RefSeq, a predicted model, not a curated record
AUGUCCUCGACACGUUUGUCAAGCCUCAUGCAUGGAAUUAUAGGCGAAACACAUAAUAUUGACCCCAAAGAACUCGCGUGUACCGUGUUGAGAUGCUUGCCUGCUGUGCUCUUGGGCACGUUGCUCAAUAUUCUGGAUGGAGUUUCAUAUGGAAUGAUUAUUUUCCCUGCAUCUGGUGUCUUUGCUGGAUUAGGUGGUAUGGGGGUGUCGAUGUUUUUUGUCUCCACAGUGGUGGCGCAACUUGUGUAUUGCCUUGGAGGGAGCAGCUUUAUGGGUGCUAAUGGCAGUAUGAUGAUCGAAGUUGUGCCCUUCUUUCACAUCCUCGCGUCCACUAUAGCACGUGAUAUCGGAGACUCGUAUCCGAAAGAGAUCAUUGCCACGACGAUUGCGGCGUUUGCGCUUUCGUCUGUGCUCACUGGGCUGUCCUUUUUUCUCCUUGGCUAUCUACGUUUGGGCGUGCUCAUUGGGUUCUUCCCGCGGCAUAUUCUUGUUGGAUGUAUUGGAGGGGUUGGCGUCUUCCUGAUUCUUACAGGCCUCACAGUAAGCACACGUCUCCCGUCCGAUGCACUCGAUCCGCCGACGCUGGAGACCCUCCGGUACUUCAUCUUCAAUUCACACGCCCUUGCGCAAUGGAUCCCUCCCCUUGUCCUGGCGGUGUUUCUGAGGUUCAUCACAAUGCGAUGGAAACAUCAGCUUGUGUUCCCUGUCUAUUUCAUGAUUGUGCCGGUUGUAUUUUAUGUGGUUGUUGCAGCUGCACGGCUUGAUCUUGGUGCAUUGAGGAGGGACGGUUGGCUUUUUGAUAUGGCUGAGGGAACUGGUGGCGGGGAGGACAAGUGGUAUGGAUUUUAUUCCUAUCUCGAUCUUGGAUUGAUUCGGUUUACGCCCUUAUGGACGACACUGCCGAUACAAUUUGCGCUGCACGUGUUGUUUUUCAAUAUCUUGCACCCACCUUUAAACGUUCCUGCGUUAUCGGUGUCUCUUGAUGUAGACAUUGAUACUAACAAGGAGCUUUUGGGACAUGGGUACUCCAAUUUACUUGCUGGGUUUCUAGGCACGGUACCAAACUAUCUUGUAUACGUGAAUACCUUACUGUUUUACCGCGUGGGCGGCGGGACGCGUAUUGCCAGCCUCUUGCUUGCAGUCGCUACGUUUAUCCUGCUAGUGAUAGGGACGGGACCCAUAGCGUACAUUCCCGUCAUGGUCGUCAGCGCCCUAAUCCUCGUGCUCGGCAUUGAUCUCGUCAAGGAGGCGUUGUGGGAUACACGACACCGGGUUAGCAGGAUGGAGUAUAUCACAAUAGUCAGCAUUAUGGUUACGAUGACGGCCUGGGACUUUGUCAUUGGUGUUUUAUUUGGCAUUGUCGUCAGCUGUUUCUUCUUUGUGGUACAGAAUUCGCAGAGAAGAAGCAUACGCGCAUGCUAUACUGGAGAGUCGGCAAUUUCCACGGUCAGGCGGCCUGUUGCUCACAGGGCGUACAUUCGAGAAGUGUCGAAGCAAACGAGGGUGCUUCGUCUUCAGGGAUUCCUCUUCUUUGGCACCAUCGCACAUGUUGAAGAGACUUUGAGAAACAUCGUUGAAGACGCUACCUGGCAACGGAAUCCGGUCCGCUUCGUCGUCGUCGACUUGUCCCUUGUGGUAGGGGUGGACAUGUCUGCUGCAGAAGCCUUCGUGCGUGUGCAGCGCUUGCUUGAUGCAAAAGGCGUGGUGUUGGUGUUUUGCGGUGUUACUGCCGACAGCCUCUGCGGCAAAGCGCUGAGCAGCGUGGGAAUCCUCCAAGAGCCAUCCGUAGAGGUCUUUGAAACGUUGAAUGAUGCGAUGGAAUGGACCGAAAAUGCGUAUCUGCGAGCGUGGUUUAGAUCUCAGAAGUCAUGGACAACUCCAAUAACGCUUCCUGGCCGCCGAGAUACCAGCCUUUCCUUUGAUGACGCUUUGACGGGAUCUCCGAGGCAAAUGCAACUUCGUGAUGUUGGAGAGCGCACGAUCGCUGGUGAGAAUUCGUCUGAGCCAUACAAUACUCUGCUCAAUGCGUUUUCGUCAUAUCGCGACGUAGACCAGAACACGUUCAAACAGAUCGCCCCGUAUUUUGAGCGAUUCACAUUCCCGGACGGUUUUGUCCUAUGGGAGAAUAAUGAUACCCCCGAUGGCCUGUAUAUCAUCGAGUCAGGUAUCUUGCGGGCAUCAUACAAGUUUGCAGAGCACAGCCCCAUCAUCGAGGAGUCAAUGGUCUCGGGCACUCUUGCAGGCGAGCUUUCUGCUUUGUCGGGCAUGCCGCGGAAUGCACGAGUGGUUGUAGAGCAGCAGGCGGUAUUGUGGAAGCUCUCUCUGGAAAAUAUGCGUCGAUUGGAGGCAGAACAUCCUCAUCUUGCACAGAUUUUCGUGCAACUUGUACUCAAAGCUGCAAAAGUCGAUACCGACAUUCUUCUUGCUGCCUUGGCAACAAGAUAA